Messenger RNA from Amyelois transitella, 3313 nucleotides. Its product is annotated as kinesin-like protein K39. The record is from RefSeq and is a predicted model, not a curated record. Gene Ontology annotation, biological process: microtubule-based movement. Gene Ontology annotation, molecular function: microtubule binding; ATP binding; plus-end-directed microtubule motor activity. The coding region runs from base 221 to 3313 and encodes 1030 amino acids. NCBI's taxonomy places the organism in Eukaryota, Metazoa, Arthropoda, Insecta, Lepidoptera, Pyralidae. The transcript is spliced from 9 exons. Gene Ontology annotation, cellular component: microtubule; kinesin complex.
AGAGCUAAAGUCUGAAAAGGACAAGGUCCCCGUCGUUUGUGUCCUCGACACGACUACCGUCACGAUAACAAAUAUUAAAGUCAACGUAUCUGGAGCAGGCGACAGUCGGGAGCGAGUGCGUCGGUACUAUGCGGACUAUACUUUCGACAGCGCAUGUUCUACCGGACACCCCGCCUUCGCCUCUCAAGAAAAAGUGUUCGAAACCCUGGGUCGGGAGGUGAUGAAGAGCGUGACCUCUGGGUGUUCCGCCUGCGUGCUGGCUUACGGUCAGAGUGCCACUGGCAAGACUCACACCAUGAUGGGCACGGAAGCAGACCCUGGGCUCAUACCUCGGCUGUGUGCCGCCCUGGCUGAAAUACGGCCCUUUGAACUUUCUGUUAGUUUCCUGGAAAUAUACAACGAACGCGUGCACGAUUUACUAGGCGAAGUGGUCCAGACGUGUCAUUCCUUGCCACGCCGCCGGGGCAACGCGAGGAAGGAUCUGCGUGUGCGAGAACAUCCCGAUAGAGGACCAUAUGUGCAGAAUCUUCGAAGGGUGUCGGUUCAAGACGUGACUGCGUUGCUGAGUCUCGUCAACGAAGGCACUCGUCGCCGCCGUACUGCUGCCACAAGACGGAACUCCACCUCGUCCAGAUCUCAUGCGCUACUGGAACUUGCUACUCCUACUGCCACAUUACAUCUUGCUGAUCUUGCUGGCAGCGAGAAAGCGAGCUGGGAGGGCUGCGGAGGAGGCCGCCAAAAGGAAGGAGCUAACAUCAAUAAGUCGCUAGUGGCACUCAGCAAUGUCAUAUCGGCUCUGGUGAACGCGGGUAAUGGGCGCGGAAGGUUCAUUCCAUACCGUGACUCUGCCCUCACCUGGCUUCUGAAAGACUGCUUCACUGGAGGAGGCAACACAUUUAUUAUUGCAACUGUUUCACCAAGUGUUGCCUGCUACGGGGAGUCAGCGUCUACGCUCCGCUGGGCGGCGCGUGCGCGGCAGUUGCCUCCACCGAAACUCGUCAGUCCUAGUUCCACAAUUAUAAGCAAGUCGGUGCUACAAGCUCAGUUCAAUCAGCUGCUCGCUGAACUCUCAAAGAACUUCAUUCGAUAUGUACCUGAGACUGGUAAGCUUUUUUACGAUGAUGAGCAUUGGAAAUUACAUAUAAUACGAGAUAACAAUCUAACAGUUAUAGACAAGGAAACUGCGAAAAUAGGUAAUAUUAUGGAAUUAUUACAUCCGAAAGCUGACGUUCAGUCGGAAUCUACUGCUUCGUCAGUUGCCAGUGGAAGUUCGGAUGUUAUAAACACCAUGGAUAAGAAUGCGGAGAUAGCAAAUGAAAUAAGUAAAGAGGUUGACAAAUUAUUUAUACCUGUACUGGAAAGAACAAAUAGCGGUAGCGAUCUGAAAGUAAUUGCACCGCUGAGGAAUAAAAGACGUCAGUAUAAAUCGCAAGAAGUUCUUCCUAAUGAUGAAAGGCAACCAACUAAUCGCAGCUUAAGUUUCACAAGCGCACUUCCAAGUCAAAGUGAAGAUCAUAUUAAUACCAAAAGCUCAAAUCCGUUUAGACCUGCAUCGAUACCAAUCCUUUAUGAUAGGCAAAGGGCGGAAAUAGUAGCAUCUGUUACAGAGAGACUUUAUUCCAAGCUUAAAAAGAAAGAAGAAGCUGCAGUUGCAAAAAUGGAAUCAGUAGUGGAUAAAAAAAUUAUGGAACCUUUAAGUGAAUUGAGAAUUUGCACGAAUGCUCGGCAGCGUCUUAUGGAAUUAAGUCACAGAGUGGCAAGAAAUAGACGACGAAUUGGAAUACCUGCUCAUACACAGACAAGGAAGUUUGUUACUCGUGUAAAAGAUCAAGCAAUAGAUAUACAGGCAGAUUUGGAGGCAUACGUAUAUCGCAACAGACAUUUUUAUGCCUUGCAACGGGAUGCUGCAACAGAAACAGUAUCAAUCACACCACGCUGUAAGGAAAAAGCCGUUGGAUCAAACUAUGGUUGUUUAGAUUUAAGUGAUAAAUCUACAAUAACGGAUACAAAACAGGCAAAACUUAAAGAUUCAUUUAUAAUGACAGAUUUACUAUUAACACGUGAUUGUUCUACCCAAACUCUUAUUGUUCCACCACCUAGAAGAAAAAAACGUAUGUCGAGUCUAUCAAAAUACUUAAAAAAUAUAGAAAAGAAAAAUUACUUUGCGGAAGACGCACUGAUUCCAGUUAUAAAUAUUAAUAUUUCUCAGCCAUGCGCUACUGAUCGUGACUCUCAUAGUUCGGACGAAAAUACAGAACGGCCUUCUUCAAAUAUUAACGAAAGACAAAAAUCAAUGAUGACGCCAGACUUGUUGACUAACCACAGUGGUGUUGAGUCAAGUGAUGUAAUGGUAGAUGAAGUAGCAUCAAAUGAUACCGUUGAUAAAGAUGGAUGUACAGAAAAUAUCAAAAUUCGAUAUGAUAAACCUGACAUGCCUUCAACUUCUAGGCCAAAUGAAGAUUUUCCUGAUUCUGAAGAAUACAGCCUGCCAAGAGUGACCGUAUGUUCAUCUAGAAAAACUGAUCAUGAAGAAAUAAAAGACAUGAUAUUGGGAAGGAAUGAUAAUAACUAUCCUUAUAAUAUAGUGCUUUCUCCACCAAGGGACAGAGAUUUAUAUAAGAGAACGGUAAAAUUUAAAGAUGAAGAAACUUCCAUGUCGGUUGCUUCUCAAACAAGUUGGGACUGGGAAAGGAAGAGCGCCGCAACAUGUAAAUGUAGUUUAAGUCUUGACAGUAUUACUGAUUCUGAAAAGGACUUUAAAAAUCCUGAAACAGAAUCAACUGAUGAUUCAUCGGGAUCUAGUAAAAUGGAAACAACUUCGUUUAUAUGGAAAAAUAUAAAAGGGGAAAAUAAAAAUCAAUGUCAUACAUCACGACCAUAUAUACCAGUUUAUAAAUAUAAUUCCAAAUAUAAAGCAGCAAAGACAAAAUUUUACAAAGAAUUCUUGGGUUUAGAGACAAACGAGGAUGAUAUAUUACAUUCUGCCAACAAAACAAGUUCCAGUGAUAGUGUAGAAUCGGAUGUUUAUCGUUACAAAUUUCGACAAAGAAGGAAAUAUUUCGAAGACACAUUCAAGUUUGAUAAGCCUAUAAACGAUUUUGAAAAAUUAGAACGGGAUAUAUUAGACACCUGCGAUGAUUUGGAAAUUUCUGUAAAUCAAUAUGAUAAUUACUUAUCAAAUCUACAAAAGAACUGCAGGAGAUCUCGAGAAGAAAUACAGACACGAACACCUACGGAAUAUUUACAACAUUUGAUGCAAUUACGCAGAGAAGUUGUGAAGGCAGAUAACGAUUCUGACACUUUUCGACAGUAG